AUGACACAUUCUCCCUCUCCAUGCUCUCCUCAAAGUGCAACUUUCCUGCCCACUUCGCAUCGUGAUGCAUCGGAAGUUCCAAUGACUGUUCCUAGCCAAUCCUACAUGUUCGUCGAGGUAGAAUCAUCCACUCCAGCAUUCAUUCAUACCAACCAACAACAUUAUCACUCCCCAAACGAAUCUUCUUCGCACACUCUUAGCGAAAGGACGGGAUCCCCUUAUCAACGUUCGCCAUCACCGAGGGGGACUUUGCGUAUAUCCCCGCCACCGCACCCUAAACGAUCGAUGGAUAAGAAACCAGCGCUUGCCUGCCUAUUCUGCCGAGGGCGGAAAAUCGCGUGCGGCCCACCCGUUCCGGGCAGCAAAGACAGGACAUGCAAUCAGUGCGCUCGUAGGCAUUUGAAAUGCGAGUAUCCACUAGAGUCGCGUCGGGGAAUGAGAAAGCGCCGGUCGCUGGUUCCCCGGGGAAGCGGCUCUCCGCCGCCCGAAAUCAAUUCAGCCAGUCCAAAAGUGAUAAGGCCGGGUCGCAAACGAUCUGUGGACAAACGGCCGUAG
Messenger RNA from Suillus clintonianus, 555 nucleotides. RefSeq lists its product as uncharacterized. Lineage: Eukaryota; Fungi; Basidiomycota; Agaricomycetes; Boletales; Suillaceae. The transcript is spliced from 2 exons. Gene Ontology annotation, biological process: regulation of DNA-templated transcription. Gene Ontology annotation, molecular function: zinc ion binding; DNA-binding transcription factor activity, RNA polymerase II-specific. The record is from RefSeq and is a predicted model, not a curated record. The coding region runs from base 1 to 555 and encodes 184 amino acids.